AAUCCAAGAGGAGAGGGGAAGCAGUUAAUUGGAAUUCUCUUUCCUCCAUUUUUGUUAGAAACAAGUAGUAGGGGUCUUGUUUCUUAGAAUUACAAGAAAAAUUAUUUCUAGUGUGGUUGGAGAGAAGGGGGUGGAAGAUGGAUAUAUCAAAUUCACAAUGUGGUAGUGGGUCUGAGUCCGGUUGGACUCCGUAUUUAGAUCAAUCUUCUUUCUCAAGAAGUAGGUGGAAGGAUUUCAGUGGCGUUUCUGGUGAAGAUUAUGGAGGGAUAGGAGCUAGAUUCGAGCAUGUGGGAGAAGAUGAGGAGGAUUUGUCAAUGGUGUCUGAUGCAUCCUCUGGACCAAGACACUAUUGUGAAGACGAUGAAGACUGCAAUGAAGAAAAUAGGUACGUUUUUCCCGCUCCCUCAGCUUCCGAAUCAGCCAAGAAAAGCAAAAACAAGAAGAAGAUAAGAGAAAACCAACAGCAUUGUUCUCUUGAUGACACUGCUAGCUCCCCCACACUAAGCCUUUCUAAGAAGAAUCUCAAAAAGGAAGCUUCAAUGGAUGUUUUCGAUUUUUCGCAGGACUGCUCUGCUACCCAAAAUAAGGGGAAAUCAGGACUCCGGAAAAAACUUGGUUUUCUGCAGUCCUCAUUUGCUGGCAAACCAGCUUCAGGAGAAGCAGGUGGAUUUCAAGGAAGAAAGUAGGAAUGACAAAAGAGUAAGUACUAAGUAUAAAACUUUUUGUCUCUACUGCUGUUGCUGCUCUAGAUUAAAGGCAGUCCUGGGAUCUGUAAAAAAAAAAAAAGGCAUUAGAUCUCAAAAAGAUAUUGUUCUUUUGUUUUUAUUUUUGUUUUUAUCCUACUCUACUCCUUGUUAUGUGUUCCUGUCAAUGCAGUAGGAAACAACCUGAGACAUUGAAAAUAAAUAAAAUUUUCUGUC
Rubroshorea leprosula is the source of this 920-nucleotide messenger RNA. The record is from the annotation of a GenBank genome assembly. Lineage: Eukaryota; Viridiplantae; Streptophyta; Magnoliopsida; Malvales; Dipterocarpaceae.